GCCCCGCGCCGUCGCACGCAAUUGCACUGCACUCCGGGCUCCGUGCGUAAAAAGCGCACGCAGGAGCCGCGGGGGCCGGGGCGGAGGCCCGCGGCCCGCGCGGCUGCACUCGACCCAACAGUCUCUACCAGACGCUCGCAAGAGCACACCGCCCCCACACAGGGCGUUCCUCGCGCGAAAACAACCCCCGAAGUGUUUUAAACUUUUGAAGUGCCGGUGCCGUUUCCCAUGAGUUUUCCGACAGUAACAAUCGCAAUUGGCCUGUAAUAUCGGAUUAUUAACGAGGAAUCACAAUUCCGAAAAAUGGGUAGCAGCGAAGGCCAGCAGACUUUCUGUCUGAAAUGGAACCACCACAAAACAAAUCUCGUGGAAAUCCUCGAGGCCCUGAUCAAAGUAGAGACCUAUGUGGACUGCACACUGGUUGUCGACGACCAGGUGACCUUCAAGGCGCAUCGGGUGGUCCUGGCGGCCAAUUCGCCUUAUUUUCAGUCGAUCCUAGCUGAUGUGCCGAUGGAUCACUGCAGCAUCCUCUUCCCGGGGGUGAAAGAUUUCGAAAUGCGCGCGCUCCUGGAGUACAUGUACACGGGAGAAGUGAAUGUGACGCAGGCGCACAUCCCACGCAUCAUGAAAGUCGCGGAGCAGCUCGAGGUUAAAGGUCUGUUCGAUAUGACGGAGCUACGCCGGCGGCCUGGCGAGCGCACCCCCGCCGCGUCACCGCCGCGCGUGGUGCCCGCCGCGCCCUCCAGCGUGUCCCCGCCGGCGCCCGCGCCGCCCACGCGCUGGCCGCCACCACCUACACCGCCCGUCCUUUCUGCCGCGUACGACUCUGCGGACAUGAACCCCCUCAAGCGCAAGAAGCUCUCCAGUAUAAUGGCCACCCGUGACACCCCCAUUUUAAGGAACGUUCUUGCUCAGGCUACACCGCCUGACUCCUCGCAACCUGUAUCUCUUGUUUGUCAUCCGGUAAAUCAACACGCGCCUCCUCGUCUCCAUUCUAAUGGUUCCGCUCAUGAUUCUGAACGUGCUGCUAGUCCUCAACGCCCCUUCGACUACCGCCCUCGCCGACUAUCUUCUCGUGCCUCAUCUCCACAUUUCAAUAGAUCAGAUCGUUCAGAAGACGCUCAUUCCCCGUACACCGAGCGUUCCUUUGAAGAGGAACACCCACGCUCAUUCCAUCCUUCUCCCCCACCUCCAAAUUUUCAACAAGAUGUUCGAGCCGGCUUAGCACCGUACGUCCCCCCGCAACAGAAACCAGAAUGGAAAAGAUACAAACAAUAUACUAGAUCUGACAUUAUGUCCGCAAUAGAAUGUGUCAGAAAUGGAAUGAGUGCUCUACAAGCGUCACGAAAAUAUGGCGUGCCUUCACGUACGUUGUACGAUAAAGUGAAAAAACUCGGCAUAACUACAAGUAGACCUAUGAGCCGCGGCGUUAAGCGGGAAUCAAAUGGCGCCGCGUUUCCAUAUGGGUUAAGCGGUACUGGUGGUGUUGAAGAGGGGUCCCCCGCUACACCAUUAAUUGAUCCGUCUUUCUUGCAACAAGCAUUAGAAGGUGCGACUAGAGAUGGCGGGCGCGAGGCACUUCACGCAAUGGCUCUAGCUGCCGCUGCGCACGCCGCCCUAGCUCCGCGUACACCUCCGAAGGCCGAACCGCUCUCACCGCGAUCGCCGCUCCCUGAUGACGACCACGUGGAGGAUCUUUCAGUUUCUCGCCGACGCGAUCCUGACCCACCAUCUGGUGUCAUUGUGCCUCCUCGAAACUUUGCACUAGAUUGCAGCAGUGAUCGAGAUUGAGAGUCAAAUGGGACGCGGUAACAUGGAAAAAAGACUGACUUUAGGCGUACAAGAUUAUGAAUUAAGGCACUUAUUUGGUAGGCUACUGGUAGGACGCGCCGCGCGCGCAUGCCACGCUGACCGGGAGCUCCGGCCGGGCGAUUGCAAUGGGCCCCGCGGCCAAUUUCAUUCUACCUCUCUUCUUCUCUAUUUAUUUCCUUUGCCAUAUCCCGAUAGCGAAAUCAAAUUUCCGUUGGUCGGUAGGCGUAUCUUUUUGUGAUUUUUUGUUUAUUUCUUCUUUCGUUUUUUAUGUUUUAUAACAUUUACGUCUUUGUUAAUCGAUAACGAACUAGGCUAGCUUUAAAUAUAAAUUAGUAAUGGUUGUUCUUAGUUGGAUUGGUAACCGUGUAGGGUCGCAGGGCAGGGAGGCAGUGCGACGGCCCUGCCGCUGCGCUUCGGGCGGGUCUGCCCCGCCUAGACGAGUUAUUGUGCAAUUUUGUUGUCCGCGACUGUGAUGUUUAUAGACUGAAACGCCACCACUACCUCACGCUCGCUACACUUAGCUCUAGUCCACCGCGCCGCGGUCUCCGCGAGCUCAAUUCUCGCCUCGCCACCUACCAGGAGACCAGAAGCACGAGGCGUUCGCGUCUCGCGAUUUUUCGCGGCUCGGUGUGUGACGCUUGUCACUGCGAAAAGCGACGUACCUACGUAAUAUAUUUACUAUUAAAAUACAUAAAGUCCUAUGUUACGGGUAGAUUAAUUAUUAUACUGUUUGUCGAUUUGCCAUAAAUGUUCAUUGUUGAUACAUAGAAGUGUGUGCUCACUAUAUAAAUCAUUAGUAAUAUUUUUCUGCACUAGCACGAUCGUUCUUCUAGUUCUAAGAAGUCGAUUUACUUAUAAGAAUGCUCAAUGUCGUAUUUUUAAUAACAUUUCCCUAAUCUACCUAGUUGAUAGGUAUUGCAAUUUGCUAUAAUUAAAACAUAGAACAGUACAGUACCUACUUACCUAUACUAUUACCAAAGAUAUAUUGAUUGAGUAAGAUGGGUAAAAUCUAAGACAAUUUCGUGCUUCGAAUUUGACAGGUAAACGAGAUGGCGCUGUACAGCUCCAUACAUUUUGCGGUAACUCUGAUUGUCAAAAGUUGACGUUUGACAAUUAAGUGACCGCAAAAUAUAUGGCGGAGUACAGCGCCAUCUGUUUUGGUUGUCAAAAUAAGGGGCACGUUUUUUUCUUAGACUUUACCCCUCUAUUACUAUAUAUUCUCUUUGCUAUUACAUAUAUUUUCUGCAAUUUCGUACAUUUCAACAAAUAUCUGCCUAGCGUAGCGUUCCGUUUCAUGGAAAAUCUUAUCAAAGUUACAGAAACAAUUAUACGUUAUUACUUUAAAAAAAUCUAAAUAUUAUAUGUUAAUUUGUCAUAUAAUUAAGUUAAUUAUUACACUUUACUUAUUUUAAUUGGAAGACUGAUUUGUUAAUUUAGUCUAGUUUGAAAAUGCCAUAGAUUUGUACUACCUUAUCUACCUUAAAUAGUAUUGCAUAGUUGCAUACGAACUAAUUAUAAGUUGAUUCACGUAGAGUGUCGAGCCUUCUCCAGGUCUCACGGUGUUGUGCCUUUGUUUGUUGUAUUCUGUAGUAUGUUAGGACAUUCCAGUAGGUGCACUUUGUGCUCUAUUAGAUAAGUUUCAUGGCCGAGCACUAGAUUUCGUCAAACACGAAAACUCAGAGUUUAAAACUCUACACCUACCUAGUGUGGAGUCUUUCAAUUGCACGUUUGGUAGUGCAAAACAUGAACAAUAUAUCAUACAUAUGACUCAAAUAUUUUCUAAAAUGUCAUUGUUUUAAACUCAGAUGAAUGAAAUACUGUGUAACGUUAGCAGGAUAUACCUCAUAAUUUUGUUAAUUCGAAUCAGAUGUUAUUCUCUCACCAACUUAGGUAUUAUAGUAUAAAAACCAACUUUUGUGCCUAUACUAUCCUUAUUAUUAAUGUUUAGUUACGAUGUUAUUAUGUAGAAAUAGGUACCUACAUUUUUAGUUGUGAAUGCAAAAAUUAUCUUGUAUGUAGGUGUACCUUACAUGUAGUUAAAUAUGUAUCUACAUUAUGUAUAUUAGAUCGAGUUUGUUCUCUCGUACCUUCAUAUUUAAGUAAGAACUCUAUAUUUACAAAUAAUAUAAUGUUAUAAAUAUAAAAUAAACGUUUAAUAUGUCAUCAACAA
Messenger RNA from Cydia fagiglandana, 3982 nucleotides. It is a transcript of the gene rib, whose product is annotated as protein bric-a-brac 2. NCBI's taxonomy places the organism in Eukaryota, Metazoa, Arthropoda, Insecta, Lepidoptera, Tortricidae. The record is from RefSeq and is a predicted model, not a curated record. Gene Ontology annotation, cellular component: nucleus. Gene Ontology annotation, biological process: regulation of transcription by RNA polymerase II. The transcript is spliced from 2 exons. The coding region runs from base 304 to 1791 and encodes 495 amino acids. Gene Ontology annotation, molecular function: protein binding; DNA binding.